Molecule: messenger RNA, 2622 nt
Organism: Monosiga brevicollis MX1
Lineage: Eukaryota; Choanoflagellata; Craspedida; Salpingoecidae
Exons: 2
Coding region: 1-2622 (873 amino acids)
Biological process (GO): mRNA splicing, via spliceosome
Cellular component (GO): U2 snRNP
Molecular function (GO): protein binding; U2 snRNA binding
Source: RefSeq, a predicted model, not a curated record
AUGUCAAGCCGGGAGGCCGCCCUGGUCCACAUUACCAAAAACUUGCUCCUCCGCCGCGCCGGUCUGGAAGAUGAAGAUGAUUUGCACGAACUUCAUGACCUCGACCUUGCCGGCACCCACUUUCCCCGUGGACGCAUCAAGUACAUGGAGGGAUUCGAGCGUUCCCCGUACCUCAAACAUUUGACGCUCUCGUCCAACUGGAUCAAACAACUUUCCAACCUACAUACCCUUCAACGACUCGAAACACUGCGGCUCGACAACAAUGAUCUAUCCUCCCUCAAGGGCAUUGGCCAGCUCUCUUGCCUGCGCGUGCUCAACGUCGAGCACAACAAGCUGACCAGCCUGCCCCCCGAACUCUUCCAACUGACCCACCUGCGCGAACUCCGGCUGGCCCAGAAUCGCCUCGCUAGCCUCCACGGCCUUCAUGGGCUGGCCAGCUUGGCCAAUCUCUGCAUCCUUUCCAUCUUUGGUAACCCAGUGUCCGAUCUUCCCCACACCCGGGCCUACCUCCUGGCCAUCUGCCCAUACGUUGACGUUCUUGACGGAAUCAGCAUCAACAACCAAGAGCGCCGCGAUUCACAAGAACGCCUCGUUCACCUUCGCGGCCUCGCGACCACACCGCCAGCCACAUCACCACCCGCCGAACAAACCUCCGAUGGCGCAGACCAAAGCACUGCCACCGUUGCCACGGAUGCUGGUGAGCUCUCUGCAGAACCUGAUGACAUGGACGACGUGGCCCGUGAUCGCCACCUCAGCAGCGACAGCGGGGUGCCCCGGCGCAGCAACUCACCUCCAACCCGGCCCCGCCGCACCUUCCUCAAGACCCAUUCCAUCGACAGCGGCAUCUCCUACCCGGCUGUCGUGCAAGAAAUAGAAGAACUGCGGCGCUCCAAUUGUGAACGCGACGACCUCCUCAAGCAAAAAGACGAUGAAAUAUCACGUCUGACCGCCCUCCUCUAUGAGGCCCAGGAACGUGCCAACGUCGUGCCCUCCCUUGACUCCAGUACCGGCCAGAAUUCGGUCAUGUACUCACAAGCCGUCGCGCAACACACCGCGGAUCAUCUCGAUGCCAACGAAGAACGUGAUCUUCGUGCUGAAUUGCACCGCCUACGCCGCGAGCAGGGCCACUCCGACCCCGAACACGGCGGUCUCGGCCCGGUGCCAGAGCCCGUCCACCAGAGCGCUCGCUCAUCCCGCUCCAUGACUCGCCAAAACUCGCGCAACAGUGAGUCUGCUUCCGCCGGCGAGGCCCGCUCAAGCUCUGACGCCCAAACCCAGCAGGUCCGGCAACUCGAAAACCAGCUCUAUGAACUUCACGCCCGCCGCCAAGCCCGGCUCGGUGACGCCGCGCACAACGACGUCUUUUUCACCCUUGACGUCUCCGAGUUGACGGAUCUACCUCCUCGCGCAGAUCAAACUUCACAGGAACGGGAGGAAGCCGAUGCCUGGCGCACGGCUGCUCUCAACAAUCAACAGCGCGUGCAGGAGCUCGAGCACCGCCUCACUGAAGCACAGAUGGAGCUGGCCUCGGUCGAGUCGGAGCUCUCCCACCAGAACGGGCGCGGUGCCAGCGCCCCUCCACCUCCCACGCGCCGGCAUACCGCGCCACACUCCCUCAACGUCCGCUCCCAUUCUCUCGAAGCCAUGCCUUCACCCGUGGCCACGGAGCUUCAGGUGACGCGCGCGCGCCUUUUGGCUGUGCUUGAUGCCAUCAACGCGCAUGCAGGCUCACGCAUUGUGCGCGAGCACAUGGCGCCCGCUGAACUGGCCCUGACCUUGCAAAACAUGGUCCUUGAAGAGCAACAGGCUCGUGACGAGCUCCAUAUGCUCAAAAUGCGCCUGGAAGCUCUCGUGGUCGGCUUUGGGGUGGCGUCGGAUGAGCAAGAAGGCACGGCGGUGUCGGGUGUAGCCCUUCAUGGUCUCGAACCCAUCGAAGUCGUGAGUCGUCUCUUGGCCAAAACCGUGAGCACGGCCAAGGAAUUCAACCACCUGGAGGAGGAACUCCGUGCCAUGAACGAUCAGACCAAGAAUCGGCUCGCCCACCUCAGUAGCUGGCUGCACGACGAAGGGCUGUCCCAGGUGGCCCGCCCCGUAGAAAUUCUCGUCGAAGCCAAGCCAUGCUACCCGCGCCAGCGGCUUACCUGGCAACAACAUGCCGGUCACACAUUGGCCUCCAUUUGCGAGAAACUGGUUGACUCCUACCGAGACCUGCGGCGGCGGCGCUCCUCCAUCAACCAAGAAGCCGCCCUGCAGGAGCAGUUGCGUAUUGAGGUGGAAGCAGCCUCCAAAAAACGAAGCCAGGCGAUUGCCGCGCUUCAAAAAUACGAACAAAAUCUGGCGCGAUUAGAGGCCAUCAUGUCACAACACGAGGCCAGCGUCCAGCGUCUAUUUCGUCUUCGUAGCUGCAUUGCAUCCCAGACAGAUGACUUGCAACGCCUUCUACAGCUCAUACAGACCGGUGAUGACGCUGUGAAUGAGGAAGGCGCGAACAAGGAGGCGACCACGGUUGCCUCGCGUGCCAUUGAGCUUCGGGCCAUGGAGGAACGACUGGGCAAGCUUUUGGCCCAAGCCUGCACCGAGCUUUUGCAAGUUGCCGCCUUUGCCGAUGAUGUUGAGGGCUAA